Molecule: messenger RNA, 1607 nt
Organism: Cylicocyclus nassatus
Lineage: Eukaryota; Metazoa; Nematoda; Chromadorea; Rhabditida; Strongylidae
Source: the annotation of a GenBank genome assembly
AGUAGCUAAAGGAAAGUCAGCAGUGCUUCAGAUUGAAACAUGCCCAGGUAGAACCUGACUCUGCAAUAAGAAUGUGACGACAAGAAUAUGGAGAGGACCAUGGAUUGGUGCAGAAUUGUGCUUCAAGUAGAAGAGGACACUAUUAUGUGUGCUCCUUUGCAAACCUCAAAUGGAAAAUGGGUUAAUGAAGUCAUUCCACAUACAUCAAAUUUCCAGAUUUUUUUGAAAUUCACCAAUGUUACCGAAGGUGAUGUCGUCUUGCUAGACGAUCUUUCUGUGAAAUUCACUCCAUGUCUCACGCCAGCGCGUAUUACGCCGCAGGUAAAUGAGAAGGCACCGUCCUCACGGCGCAAAUCCCAACCAGCAAACUCGCCCAAAAAGUUCGUAUCUGAACGACGAGUUGCGGAAAUUAGCCAAGUUAUGAGGGAUACGGAAAAUUUGAAGAAGCGGUUUUGCAAGGAAGGGGAUUGCACAACCAUCGUACAUCACUCUUCCAAUCCUUCCAUUCCUCGCGAUCGCAUGUGCAUCGGACGAGUUGGAUUAUUGCAGUGUCGUGAAAAAUGCCUAAAUGAUGGCGCUGAAAGUGCCACCGCUCGAUGCGUUCGACAACACGAGUUUCCAUUUCAAAAACGUUGUCUAUGCCAAGUAAGACGUUCGCCAGUGCACAAGGUGGAUGGAGGCCGACUUGGAGCAAAGCUACAAAAUUCUACUGAGAAGCCAUUCAAACGAGCAUUGCCGGAGCCAAGGAAGGAAAAAUGGCAAGAAAUGCAGCUAGUUGGAGGAGAAGCACGUCUGUCGGAUGAACCUUGCGCUAAGGAAAAUGGCGAUGAGUUAUGCGAUCGAAAAUGCAUUAGCCAAGAUAUGAACAGUUCUGGACGUUGUCAAGCUGAAAAUGACCAUGUGGUGUGCCGAUGUUUACCUUGUUCAAUGUCAGUGUGCGAUUUCGAGAAGGAUACAGAAUGCGGAUGGACUGAUAUGCGAAUGAUAGACCAACGAUUUGGCAACGUUAGCAUUGCGUCGAAGCGCGACCAAAAGAACCGCUAUGGACUCUCACGCGUCGCCAGCGAAUCGCAUUCUGGAUUGUACCGGCAUGGACCAUUUGAGGGACCCAUUACUCUGUCAGUAGACGUCUACCCUACAGAAGGCAUAGAUGUGCGAAUUUGCGUAGACACGCUGCAAAAGUGUCAAACACAAAAAGUCACACCGAAAUCUUGGAAUCGAGUCAGGGCUAAGAUAAAGGUGAAGCGAGCCGACCGGAUAUUCCUCCUUUUCUUCAACAUGUCAGAUGAAGAUAGAGCGAUGGCCAUGGAUAACAUUUCAUUGAAGAGUGGACGAUGCGCUUCAUUCACUUGAAAGCUAUCUCCAUAAGCCUUUUUAGUAGAGUAUAGAUUUUUUGAUCCAGGAAAUGCGAGAGCAUGACCUAUUAUCGGAAAAUAUUCAAAUUGUGCGACCUAUCGUCGCACAGAUAGUGUUCUCAUAUAAGCGGGCAUCCUUUCUCACUUCAUUCUUUGAUUUCAUUUUGUAUCGGAGCUUCAUUUGUGAUCAUUCCAUAUACCUUAAUUGUACAUUAUGAAAAGGAAAAACUAGAAAUUGUUUAUACUAUAAAG